AUGUCUCAUGGCCACGCGGACUCUAAGCUGAAGAUGGAGCCAUCUUCCCUGAAUGGCACUCUGAAAAAUGACGACUCGCGUCCAUCCUCCCGCACAUCCCGAUCACCACUUCCCAAGAAGGAAGAGUCGUCUCCAACCCCGGAACCCGGCGCGAUGAAGGAGGAGCCCGAGAUCAAGCAUGAGCGGCCGAAGCUGUCUCGCAGCUCGUCAAGCGUGUCGCGCCCCCCGCCGCUAUACACGCACCUCCCGGAUAGCACCCAAGAUGCGCUUGCCACGUUCGAGCAGAUCCCCAGCUGUGUAUAUGCCAACAAAUACAUGGGGUUCACCGAGCUGGCGAUGGAGUGCGAUUGUGCUGAAGAGUGGGACUCGAAUCUGGGUCAGAAUCUAGCUUGUGGCGAAGACUCCGAUUGCAUCAAUCGCGCUACCAAGAUCGAAUGUGCGGGCGACUGCGGGUGCGGUGCGGAUUGUCGCAACCAGCGUUUCCAGAAAAGUCAAUUUGCUUCUGUGGCGGUGAUCAAGACCGAGAAGAAGGGGUUCGGACUACGCGCGGAAACGAAUCUCAACGAGGGCGAUUUGAUCUACGAAUAUGUUGGAGAGGUUGUGGCGGAACAGCAAUUCCGGAAGCGUAUGCGACAGUACGACGAUGAGGGAAUCAAGCAUUUCUACUUCAUGUCCCUGAGCACGGGUGAAUUCGUCGAUGCGACCAAGCGCGGCAAUCUCGGACGGUUUUGCAACCACUCCUGCAAUCCCAACUGCUUUGUCGACAAGUGGGUUGUUGGGGAGAAGAUGCGCAUGGGCAUCUUCGCUGAACGAUCGAUUCAAGCCGGCGAAGAGUUGGUUUUUAAUUACAAUGUCGAUCGCUAUGGCGCUGAUCCUCAGCCUUGCUAUUGCGGAGAGCCUAUGUGCACUGGCUUCAUUGGUGGACGCACUCAGACCGAGCGUGCGACGAAGUUGUCCAACGCAACCAUGGAAGCUUUGGGCAUGGAUGACGAAGAAGACGGUUGGGAUACCGUGGUCGCCAAACGGCCCAAGAAGAAGAAGAUGGGCGAGGACGAUGAUGAAUAUGUGGAAAGCGCACAGCCCAAGACUUUGGAUGAGGAUAGUGUUACCAAGGUCAUGGCAGCCCUGGUGCAGUGCCAGGAAAAAUGGAUUGCCGUCAAAUUGCUCGGGCGUAUCCAACGCUGUGAAGAUGAACGCGUGCGCAACCGCGUGGUCAGGAUGCACGGAUACCAGAUUUUGAAUUCACAGCUGGCCCAAUGGAAAGAGGAUCAAAACGUCGUGCUGCAGAUCAUGAACAUUUUGGACGGAUUUCCGCGUCUCACGCGAAACAAGAUCCAGGACUCCAAGAUCGAAGCUAAUAUCCAACCGCUGACGACCUGCGAGGAUGAUCGUGUGGCAAAGAAAGCCGUCGCCUUGCUUGCGAGCUGGGCUGGGCUGGAAGUCGCGUAUCGAAUCCCGCGCAUGAAACGUGGAAAAGAUGCGAAACAGGCAAUCAACCAGUUUGAGCGUCGCGAAACUGGGGGUCAGCAGCGUCAACGAUCCCUCACCCGUUCCCCAUCACCAGUCUACGAUGCUCCCCGAGGUCCAUCGCAGCAACGACGUGACAGGGGCCCCCAGCGUGGACCUAGACAACAGAAUCGCCGUGGCCCUCGGCCCUUACCUGAGGGGUGGUACGCCGCAGAUUCAGAUGGCCGUACAUACUACUAUUCCAGGUCCGGAAAGACAACGUGGGAGCGCCCUACUGCCCCUGAUACGCCAGCCGCUUCUACUCCGGGCCAACCCUCUAAGAACCAGCAGAAUCUCGCACUGCAGAGCAUCAUCGACGGAAUCAUGAACGCGCAGGAAGACACACCUUCUGAAAAUAAGACUGACACUCCGGCUACUCCUCAACCGGCAGACCUGCCAGAGAAGAAAAGCAAGGAGGUGGAGAAGUGGCGAAAGCUCCCCUUGGAGAAACAGAAAAAGAUAUACGAAAAUACUCUUUUCCCACAUAUCAAGGGUGUGGUUGACCAAUACAAACACAAGAUCCCAAAAGAUGAUCUGAAACGAUUCGCCAAAGAGACUGCGAAGAAGCUUGUGGAAAGCGACUAUAAGAAGAACCGCGUGACCGAUCCCACCAAGGUCAGCAGUAAGCACCAGCAGACCGUCAAAAGCUACUGCAAGUCCUUCUUCGACAAAGCCGCAAGCAAAUAUGAGACUCGCGAAAAGCGCAAGUCUAUGAAGUCAGAGGAUGCGACUCCAGUCCCCGACGUUGAUGCCGAUGUCGACGGUGACGCCCAAAUCCUCGACGAUGAAGUCGCCUUGCCAUCUCCCGACGACGAAGAGGCCUCUCUCAAGCGAAAGCGCGAGGGAACUCUGAACGUCGACGGUGCAAACGAUGGUGACAUAUCACCCUCCAAACGACAGAAAUCCACGCCCCCUCCGCCACCUCCUCCCCCUCCCCCUGCCGAUUCACCAGACGGUGACGGCGACACCAAAAUGGGAGAAAACAACACCUCCCCUAAGGACACCGACGUUAAUAUGGAGAUACCGACCCAGAACCCACAGACCAGCACCGAGGAAUAG
Molecule: messenger RNA, 2565 nt
Organism: Penicillium olsonii
Lineage: Eukaryota; Fungi; Ascomycota; Eurotiomycetes; Eurotiales; Aspergillaceae
Source: the annotation of a GenBank genome assembly